Molecule: messenger RNA, 5113 nt
Organism: Aureococcus anophagefferens
Lineage: Eukaryota; Pelagophyceae; Pelagomonadales; Pelagomonadaceae
Gene: FG
Exons: 2
Coding region: 155-5008 (1617 amino acids)
Biological process (GO): ammonia assimilation cycle
Molecular function (GO): glutamate synthase (NADH) activity
Source: RefSeq, a predicted model, not a curated record
GCCCGAGCUUCGUCGCGGCAACAGAGCUUGAGCUGACGGCCACGCGCCGCCGUUCGUUCCGACGGUAACGCAGCGUGCCCUCGCGUGAUACGUGCGGCUCACGCAUAGCCGCUCGAGACCAAAAAAGAAGACGCACCGCGCGCGCGCGACGGCGAUGGCUCCGUUCAACCACGCCGCCGCGCUGUUGGCCCUCGCCGCGUCGGCGGGCGCCCUCGUCGCGCCGCGCUUACACGUCGCCCGGCCGGGCAAGGCCUCCCAGCUCGCCGCGUGGAAGUACGACAUGACGUCCGUCGAGCGCGCCCUCGACACGGAGCGCGACGCGUGCGGCGUCGGGUUCAUCGCCGAGAGCAAGGGCGGGCCGAGCCGCCGCGUCAUGGAGGCGGCGACGAACUGCCUCUGCGCCAACGAGCACCGCGGCGGGUGCUCCGCCGACGGCAUCUCCGGCGACGGCUCGGGCAUCAUGACGCAGAUCCCCUGGGAGGUCUACGAGGCGGACACGCCGCGCUUAAAGGAGCGGCGCGCGGCGCACCCCGGCGAGCGCAUGGGCUGCAUGACGCUCUUCGUGCCGCGGGACCCCGAGGCCGCGGCGCGCGCCAAGGAGGUCGUCCUCGAGGCCGCCGAGGCCACGGGGUUCGAAGUCGUCGCGUGGCGCGACACGCCGGUGGACGCGUCGGUCUGCGGCGUCGCCGCGGAGCUCGGCCGCCCGGACUUCGCGCACGUCUUCCUCCGCACGUCCGCGGACACGCCGACGCGCACGGAGCGCAACUUCGAGCGCGCGCUCUACCUCUACCGCCGCAGCCUCCGCGGCGCCUGGGACCGCGACGAGGAGCUCUACGUCGCGUCGUGCUCCUCCAAAACCACGAUCUACAAGGGCAUGGUCAACGCCGCCUCCCUCAAGCUCUUCUACCCGGACCUCCAGUCCGAGGACUACGUGUCCCAGUUCGCCAUCUACCACCGGCGCUUCUCGACGAACACGAUGCCCCGGUGGUCGCUCGCGCAGCCGUUCCGCUUGAUCGCGCACAACGGCGAGAUCAACACGGUCCGCGGCAACGUCAACUGGAUGGUCUCCCGCGCCGAGGCCGCCGGCGGCGACCUCGGCGCCAUCGCCGCGGGCUGCUCCUCCGAGGACCCGGACCGCGCGUGCGAGUACGUCGACCCCGAGAGCCUCGGCCCCGUCGUCGACGCGUCGAAAUCCGACUCGGCGAAUUUGGACGCGUCCCUCGAGCUCUACACGCGCGCGGGCCGCACGGUCGACGAGUCGCUGCUCAUGAUGAUGCCGCCGGCCAUCCCCGCGGAGAACGAGAAGGUCUUCUUCGACCUGCACGCGCCGCUCCAGGAGCCGUGGGACGGCCCCGCGUCGGUCUGCUUCUCCGACGGCAACGUCAUCGGCGCGCGCCUGGACCGCAACGGCCUGCGCCCGGCGCGCAUCACGCGCUACCGCGACGGCCUCGUGUGCCUCGGGUCCGAGAGUGGCUCGUACGCGCUCUUCCCCGGCAUGCCGCCGGACAGCGAGAUCCUCGAGCGGAAGCGUUUGGGCCCGGGCAUGUCCUGCCUCAUCGAUUUGGUCGCCAACGACGGCGGCUACUACGACGACAAGGCCGUCAAGGCGCGCAUCGCGUCGAACCCCAAGUGGCAGGAGGCGCUCGACCGCCAGCGCCGCUUCCGCCUCGACGACAUGGACGCGCCCGCGUACGCGGUGCCCGGCGACCGGGACCUGCGCACGCAGGCGGCCUUUGGGUGGGGGUCCGAGGACGUGGACAUGCAGGUCACGGCCAUGGUGAAGACGGGCGGCGAGGCGACGCACUGCAUGGGCGCGGACGCGCCCCUGGCGGCGAUGUCGACGUUCGCGCACCCGGCGUACGACUACUUCAAGCAGCGCCACGCGCAGGUGACGAACCCGCCCAUCGACCCCAUCCGCGAGAAGCACGUCAUGACGACGGAGACCUGGAUGGGCGAGCGGCCCAACUGCGUCGACGUGGCGCUGGGCACGGACGACGGCUCGAAUUUGCUGGUUCGCAUGGACUCGCCCGUCGUCCACGCGGGCGAGGUCGACGUGCUCAAGACGGAGCUGCUCGCGGAGACGCUGGACACGACCUACGACCCGUCGCAGGAGACCUUGAAGGAGGCCGUGGCGAGAAUUUCACAAGAAGCCAUCGACGCCGUCGCCGGCGGCGCGCGCCUCGUGAUCCUCAGCGACAAAUCCUUCGGCGAGGGCCUCGACUCUUCCAAACGCCUCUACGUGCCGCCGCUGGUGAUGACGGGCGCGACGCACCACGCCCUCAUCGGCGCGGGUUUGCGGUUGAAGGGCUCGAUCCUCGUGGAGACGGCGCAGGUCUGGUCGACGCACCACGUGGCGACCUUAUGCGGCUACGGCGCGUCGGCCGUGCACCCCUACAUGCUCUUCCGCGUGGCGGCCCAGCUCACGACGCCGCCCAAGGAGGGCAAGAAGCCCAAGAUCGACGGCGUGACGCCCGCCGAGGGCGUCGCGAACGCGCGCGCGGCGCUCAAGACGGGCGUCUUGAAGAUCAUGUCGAAGAUCGGCAUCUCGGCGCUGUCGUCCUACCACGGCGCCCAGAUCUUCGAGUGCGUCGGGUUGCAUCCGGAGGUCGUGGACGUGGCCUUCAAGGGCACGGCGAGCCGGUUAGGUGGGUUGGAUUUCGAGGAGAUGGAGAAGGAGGUGAAGUCGAUGGUGAACUCGGCGAGUUACGAGAUCGACGACGACGACCUGCCGGUGUUCAAGCUCGCGAACUUCGGGUUCAUCAACGCGUUGCAGAAGGGCCGCGGCGGCGAGGAGCACGCCAACUCGCCCAAGGUCGCCAAGCUGCUCCACGCGGCCGUCCGCGAGGACGACGCGGCCGAGCGGAAAAUCAAGUACGACGCGUUCGCGGCCGCGCUCCGCGAGGACUCGCCCUUCGGGCUCCGCGACCUCAUGACGCUCAAGUACGCCGCCGAGCCGUCGACGGCGGCCAUCCCCCGCGAGUCCAUCUUCACGCGCUUCGUCACGGGCGGCAUGUCGCUCGGCGCGCUCCAGGGCAGGAAAAGAACGCACGAGUCGCUCGCCAUGGCCAUGAACCGCCUCGGCGCCGCGUCCAACUCCGGCGAGGGCGGCGAGGACAGCGUCCGCAACGACAAGGUCGGCGACAACCGCGACACGACGUGGAAGCACCUCAAGGGCAAGUCGAUCCGCGCCGACGACACGGCCGUGAGUCGCAUCCGCCAGGUCGCGUCGGGCCGCUUCGGCGUCACGGCGUCCUACCUCGCCACGGCGUCCCAGAUCGAGAUCAAGGUCGCCCAGGGCGCCAAGCCCGGCGAGGGCGGCCAGCUCCCCGGCGGCAAGGUCGACGCGUACAUCGCGUCCAUCCGCGCGGCGACCGAGGGCGUCACGCUCAUCUCGCCGCCGCCGCACCACGACAUCUACUCCAUCGAGGACCUGACGCAGCUCAUCUUCGACCUCAAGGCCAUCAACCCGACGGCGCGCAUCUCCGUCAAGCUCGUGUCCAUCAUCGGCAUCGGCACCGUCGCGUGCGGCGUCGCCAAGGCCGGCGCGGACGUCAUCCAGGUCAGCGGCCACGACGGCGGCUCCGGCGCCGCGGCCAUCUCGUCCAUCAAGCACGCCGGCGGCCCCCUGGAGCUCGGGCUCGCCGAGGUGCACAACACGCUCGUCGAGAACGGCCUCCGCGACGGCGUCACGGUCCGGGCCGACGGCGGCGUCCGCACGGGUUUGGACGUCGUCAAGCUCGCGCUCCUCGGCGCCGAGGAGUUCGGCUUCGGCACCGUGGCCAUGGUCGCCGCGGGCUGCGUCAUGGCCCGCGUCUGCCACACGAACAACUGCCCCGUCGGCGUCGCGACGCAAAAGUCGAAGUUGAGGGAGCGCGUCCGCGGCGAGCCCGAGGACAUCACGCGCUACUUCGAGUGCGUCGCCGACGAGACGGCGGACAUCCUGCGGUCCCUGGGCCUCGACUCGCUCCUCGCGGCCAUCGGCCGCGCGGAUUUGUUGGAGUCGCUCGACGAGGCCGCGAUGCACGCGUUGCUGCCGAAGACGAACCGCUUCGACGUGAAAUCGACGGUGCUCAAGCCCAUCGAGUUCGGCCCCCUGGGCGGCGAGGCCUUCGUGGCGCCGUACAAGCCGCCGCCGGCGCGGCCCCUCAUCUACAGCUUCGGCCCGAACGCGGACGGCCACUUCGACGACCAGUACCUCGGCGAGGACGGCCCGUCGUCCGAGCCCUACGCGAUCCUCAACACGGACCGCGCCAUCGGCACGCGCCUCGCCGGCGACAUCGCCCGGCGCCGGCGGGCCCUCGGGUCCGUGCAGCCCGUCGAGGUCAACUACCGGGGCUCCGCGGGCCAGUCGUUCGCGGCGUUCGCGGUCUCGGAGAUGCGCGUCACGCUCGAGGGCGACGCGAACGACUACGUCGGCAAGGGCCUCAGCGGCGCCCACGUGUCCAUCUUCCCGCCGAAGGAGGCCGUGGCCAACGGCGACUUCGUCGCCAAGGACUCGGUCAUCAUCGGCAACACGUGCCUCUACGGCGCGACGUCGGGCCGCUUCUUCGCGAACGGCCAGUCCGGCGACCGCUUCGGCGUGCGCAACUCGGGCGUCCAGGCCGUCAUCGAGGGCGCCGGCGACCACUGCUGCGAGUACAUGACCAACGGCAUCGUCGUCGUCCUCGGCCCGACGGGCAUCAACAUCGGCUCGGGCAUGACCGGCGGCGUCGCGUACCUCUACGCGCCCGACGGCGACGACGAGGUCGCCGCGCGGCUCAACAGCGGCAACGUCAAGGGCCGGAGGAUCGUCGACGCCGCGUCCCCCGCGGCCCUCAGCCUCAGGGGCCUCAUCGAGGACCACCUCGAGGCGACGGGCUCCAAGUGGGCCGAGGAGCUCCUCGAGGACUUCGACCACACGCAGUUCGUCCAGGUCGUGCCGCCGUCCGAGAUCGACCAGCCCAAAAACGCCGUCCAGGAGCUCGCCGAGGAGGAGGCCCCCGUGCCCGACCCAGUCGCGUCCAGGUAGAGCAGCGCCCGCCCCGGCCGGGCCCCGCGGCGGCCGCGAGCGCCGCCGCGGCACCCGCCCGAUCGCGCGCCCCUGCGCCGCGGCGUUGCACCUAAGUGAGUCUCU